AUUUCAUCAUUUUUCAUUGUAAUGUAAAUGUUUUUCUUUUUUUCUCAUCUUCUGCAACUAUUAAAGAUACCCUUUUAUUUGAAUCUUAUAGACAAAGAGGAUGGCAAUAAAAACACUGCACAAUUGAAGAUAACAAGCAACACUGAAUAGCAAAGCAAGUCAGUCCAGAAUCAAAAUAUUUUCCAUUUCCUUCAGAGCACCACACAAUUCUUUACCUUCCUCAGCAGGUGAGAGAGAAACGAGAGAAAAUGAAGAAGAGAUUUCUACCUGGGAAAAGUAGUGUGUGAAAUUCAAGCAUACGUUACAUGAGAAGUCAAUAGAGAUUAUUUUUCCAUUCAGCAAAAGAGGGAAGUGAAAACAUCAUUGGGGAGAAAAAGGUCAACUGGAAAGCCACGUAGAGCAUACAGUGUUGCAGACCUCAUUCUGGAAGGAAGAAAAUGACCGGUAAAUCAAAACACAUCUAAACAAGGAAUAGUCCAUAUUUUUGAUCUCCUCAAGAAUAUUAGUUGUGGAAAAGCUCCAUAGAUGUGCCAGUUGUGGGAAAGAUACAACUUGUAAAUCACAGUUGAUUAUGCAUGAGAGGAUCCAGACUGAAGAAAAGCCAUACAUAUACACUGAAUGUGGCAAAACCUUUGAUCAGAACAACUCUGUUGUGCUUCUUGGAAGGAUCCAUACAGGAGAGAAGCCCUACAAGUACUUCCAAUGCAGUAAAUGCUUUAGCGAGCAUGGCAACAUGGACUCACACCAAGGAGAAACCGUUUAAAUGUCCUGAUUGUGGGAAAUGUUACUAUGAUAAUUCCAGGCUGGUGACACACCAGAGGACUCACACAGGAGAGAAACCAUACGAGUGUCCUGAUUGUGGGAAAAGUUUCAGUUGGAAUUCCAGCCUGGUGAGACACCAGAGGACUCACACAGGAGAAAAACCCUUUGAAUGUCCUGAUUGUGGGAAAGGUUUCAGUCGGAAUUCCAACCUGGUAAUACACCAGAGGACUCACACAGGAGAGAAGCCCUUUGAAUGUCCUGAUUGUGGGAAAAGUUUCAGUCAGAGUUCCAGUCUGGUGACACACCAGAGAACUCACACAGGAGAGAAACCAUACGAGUGUCCAGACUGUGGGAAAGACUUCAGUAUUAAAACUAGCCUUCUAAAUCAUAUGCUAAUACACACAGGGGAGAAACCAUUUGAAUGUCCCGAAUGUGGAUGGUGCUUCAGGAAACAUUCCAGUCUUAUUGCACACAAGAAAAUCCACAUGACGCUCCAAGUGAUGAAUGUAGAGAAGGUUUGA
Pseudonaja textilis is the source of this 1283-nucleotide messenger RNA. Lineage: Eukaryota; Metazoa; Chordata; Lepidosauria; Squamata; Elapidae. The record is from RefSeq and is a predicted model, not a curated record.